Molecule: messenger RNA, 4431 nt
Organism: Adineta steineri
Lineage: Eukaryota; Metazoa; Rotifera; Eurotatoria; Adinetida; Adinetidae
Source: the annotation of a GenBank genome assembly
AUGUCGACAAAACCAUUAUAUUCAUUCCGUUUUGAACAUUUUCAAAUGGAAAUUCCAUAUACAACUUAUACUUUACAUUUAUAUCCACCAUGGACUUAUAUUAUUUCAUAUGGUUCCUCUUUAUUCUAUAUGUUUUUAAUUCUGAUUAUUUUUCCAUUCUUAUCAUCAAAAUUAUCAACACAAGCAAAAAAUUCAUUUGCUAAAAUUCAUCAUACAUUAUUAUUUUUAUACUCAUUUAUUUCAUUUAUUUCUGCUUUAUAUUAUUUAUUUGAUACGAAUGAAAUAAGAAAUUGGUCAAAAUUUCUUUGUAGUCCGAUACCUUCUUGGCUUCGUCUAAUAUCGAUAACAUUUACUCUUUCAAAAAUUUGGGAAUGGUUUGAUACAGCUAUUCUAAUUUGGAAAGGAUACUCAUUAUCAAAAAUUGGAUUUCUUCAUAUUUAUCAUCAUGCAACAACAUUUUUAUUAUUCUUAUGUGCUAUGAAUUUUCCCGGUGCAGAAAAAAGUGGAAUGUUAUUGAAUGGUUUUGUUCAUACACUUAUGUAUUAUCAUUUUGCUUUUCGUUUACCAAAAUUUUUACGACCAUUGAUAACAACAUUACAAAUUGUACAAUUGCUUACAGUUACUUAUGUAUGGCAUAUUGUACCAAGUUCAUGUCCAGCAGAUCAACAUUUUCCUAAAAAGAAUUUUGUGGAGUUUCUUCUACCAUAUCUUAUCGUGCCAUUACGUUUUGGAGAUACUGUAGAUUAUUUGAUGAUUCUACUUGGUAUUAUUACUGCAAUUGUCUAUGCUAUUGGUCAUUUGUUUUUUGUUCAACUAUUUGGUGAAUUAGUUAGUUUAUUUGUUUUACGUGUAUCAAUUAUUCAUUGUCCUGUUGCUAAUCCAAUUAACUAUAUAUCUGACAACAAUUCGAAUAUCAGUAAUGAUUCAUUCAAUACGGAUGUUCAUACAAAAGUAAUUCACCUUAUAGUUAUUGGUCUAAUUCAAGUAGUAUUCAGUUAUCUUCAAUAUAUUUCAUGUGAAUUAUCUGCAACGCGAUUGACAAAUCGUAUGAGAAUAGAGCUUUUAAAAGCUACUUUUGCUAGAGAUAUUUCAUAUUUUGAUACUACAGAAAUCUCAAUUAACAAUUUUUUCGAUAAUAUUGCCACCAUACAAUUAGGGAUUGGAUGGCAAAGUUCAGUGGCAUUAUCAUCUAUAAUUUUUCUUAUCGGCAGUCUUAUUCUUGCAUUUAUUACUGAUUGGAAACUUACAUUGAUUGUUAUUAUUGCAGAACCAUUAAGUGUCGGUGCUGCAUUUAUGUUAUCGAAGUUAACAGCUCAGACAACUAUUUCAGAAAUUAAAUCGUAUGAUCAUGCCGGACAAGUUGCUCAAGAAGUUUUUACAGCUUUUCGAACUGUCACAGCAUUUAAUGCACAAGAUAAUGAAGAGAAACGAUAUGCAUCAGAAUUAAAAUAUAAUACGAAAUAUGCACUUCGUAAAGGUUUUAUCUAUGGUUGUUAUGUGGGAAUAAUUUCAAUCUUUACUUAUUGGACAACUGCACUCGGUUUUCUUGCAGGAAUAUGGCUCAAAUCAACAGGACGACAUCCAACACUCAAUAUUACUCAAAUAGUUGUAGUUGUUAUAUGUAUAACUGAAGGAUUACAAUUUCUUGGUUAUCUUGCUCCAAGUAUGAAAGCAUUUUUUGAUGCAUGUAAUAUUGCUGCUCCAAUUAUUCGAUAUAUCGAAGAUACAAAAAUCGAUAAUAUUCUAUCAUUAAGUAUGAAACCUUCGCUAAAAUUGAAAACAAAUCAACCAAUUGACAUUGUCUUUGAAAAUGUUUCAUUUUCUUAUCCGAGCCGGAAGAAAGAAUUGGCAUUAAAUAAUAUCAGUUUCAAAGUGAAAGCGGGUACAACUGUUGCACUUGUUGGUAGUUCAGGCAGUGGUAAAAGUACAUGUGUUCAGUUGUUACUCCGUUUCUACGAUUCAAAUAAUGGACAUAUCAACAUCAAUGGUCAUCCAAUUCAGGAAUAUGAUAAAAAUAAUUUACGGCAAAUUACUGGCCUUGUCAGUCAAGAACCGAUUCUUUUUGCAACUUCAAUCAAAGAGAAUAUCAGUUAUGGUAAAGAUAAUUCAACGUUUGAAGACGUUAUUGAAGCAGCUAAACAAGCAAAUGCUCAUGAAUUUAUUAUGAAACUUCCUCAUGAAUAUGAUACAUUAGUUGGUGAACGAGGUGUUCAAUUAAGUGGUGGACAACGACAACGUAUUGCUUUAGCACGUGCUCUUAUUUGUCAGCCAAGCUUAUUAUUACUUGAUGAGGCAACAAGUGCACUUGACUCUUCAAGCGAAAAACUUGUUCAAGAAACACUUGAUUGUGCUGUUCAAAAUCGAACAACAAUUAUUGUAGCUCAUCGUUUAUCAACAAUUCGUUAUGCAGAUUGGAUUAUAGUUAUAAAAGAUGGUUUGAUUGUUGAACAAGGUUCACAUGAUGAUCUAAUGACAAUCAAACAAUAUUAUUAUGAAUUAGUCAAUAAACAACAAAUGAAAUUAAUCAGUUCUGAAAUAAGAAAAGUACAUCUUGCAGAAGAAAUUGAUCAACCGGUAAUAAAUGAUAUUCAAUUAUCGAAUAAUGUAGAAGAAAUAAUUACUGAAGUUCCACAAACUGAUUCAAAUUCAUUUUAUGCAUUGAUCAAAUUAUUCAAACUUAAUGCACCUGAAUGGCCUUAUUUAUUGAUUGUUUGUUUAACUGGAAUACUAUCUGGUGGAUCUUAUCCAGCUUUUGCUUAUUCUUUAGCCGAAAUGAUCAGUUCAUUUGAAGAAUGUAUUGUUUCAGCACAAAUGGAUCGAGUCAUUGUUUUUAUAAGAAUUAUAUUCAUAUUAGGCAUUGCUAUUAUAAUAAUCAAAAUAAUUCAUUAUGUAUGUUUGGCUGUAGCUGGUGUACGAUUAACGAAUCGAAUACGAGUAAAAAUAUUUGGAUGUAUGCUACAUCAAGAAGUUGGAUGGUAUGAUAGGACUGAAAAUAAUACUGGUACUCUAUGUGCACGCCUAUCUACAGAUGCAUUAGCUAUUCAAUCAUUAACUAGUGCUCGACUUGGUUUACUCAUCGAAUCAUUAUCACUUUUGGUUAUUGCUUUGAUUAUUGGAUUGAUAUUUUCAUGGCAAUUGACAUUACUUGUCUUUGGUUUAAUUAUAUUCGCAUUUAUUUUUGCUAUUUAUGAAGUUCAAAGAAAAAGUAAAGUACAAACAUUGAUCGAAACAAGGUUAGCAAAUGCUAGUGAAAUUCUUACACAAAGUGUACGCAGUAUUCGUACAGUUUUUCAACUCAAUAGACAACAACAUAUAUUAAAUGAGUUUAAACAUAUCAUUGAUCAAUUCUAUGAUAUUACACAAUCGAAUGUAUUUAAAGGCGGUAUAUCAUUUGCUCUGUCUUAUCCAAUUGCUACAUUAAUUUUACCUUGUCUUGCUGAAUUAGCUGUUAAUUUACUUGAUAAGAAUCUUAUCGAUCCGGAACGUAUUGUUUUGUUAUUUGCUUUUGUACCAUUUGCUUUCGAUGUAAUUCAAGUAUCAACAAUGAUUUCAGCUGAAUUAGGUGGAACAACAGCAGCAGCUAGAGAUAUCAAUCAAUUAUUUGAACGUAUACCUUUGAUUGAUAAUAUGGCAACAGAUGGAAAAAUACUUGAGAAGUUUUCUGGAUCAAUUCAAUUCGAUAAUAUUGUUUUUUCUUAUCCAACCCGAAAAUCAGUUAAAGUACUCGAUGAUUUUCGAUUGAUAAUUCAACCUGGACAAAGUGUUGCACUCGUCGGCUCAAGUGGAUGUGGUAAAUCAACCAUGGCACAAUUACUCGAACGAUUUUAUGAUAGUAAUCAAGGACGUGUAUUAGUGGAUGGUUAUGAUAUAAAAACAUUGAAUUUAUCAUGGUUACGUUCCCAAAUUGGUCUUGUUAGUCAAGAACCAGCACUUGUAUUAGGUCUGUCAAUUGGAGAAAAUAUCUCGUAUGGUUGUUUAUCAAAUACAUUUCAUCAAACAGAUAUUAUUGAUGUAGCUAAACGAGCUCAUUGUCAUGAUUUUAUCGAACAAUUACCACAAGGAUAUAAUACAUUGGUGGGAUUGAAUGGCACGUCAUUUUUAUCUGGAGGUGAAAAACAACGUAUCGCUAUUGCUCGAGCAUUGUUUCGUAAACCAAAAAUUUUACUACUUGAUGAAGCAACUAGUGCAUUGGACGUACAUAAUGAACAGUUGGUAGAAGAAUCAUUGAAUGCUGCAAGACAAGAUGAUCCAUCACGAACUGUGAUUAUUGUUGCUCAUCGUCUAUCCACUAUUCAAUCAUGUGAUCUAAUCUGUGUUCUAGGUCCUAAUGGACGUCUAUUAGAAAGUGGUACACAUAUAGAAUUGAUGGCACGUGGUAAUGCAUACUAUAGAUUCGCACACGAUCAUGUGAUGUCACGAAGUCACGUAUGA